Messenger RNA from Stegodyphus dumicola, 2653 nucleotides. RefSeq names its product splicing factor 3a subunit 1 (gene Sf3a1). Gene Ontology annotation, cellular component: U2 snRNP; catalytic step 2 spliceosome; U2-type prespliceosome. Lineage: Eukaryota; Metazoa; Arthropoda; Arachnida; Araneae; Eresidae. Gene Ontology annotation, molecular function: RNA binding; protein binding. Gene Ontology annotation, biological process: regulation of alternative mRNA splicing, via spliceosome; mRNA cis splicing, via spliceosome. The record is from RefSeq and is a predicted model, not a curated record.
UUGUUAGAUAAUAAUUUUAUGAAAUAUGGCUCCUGUGCCAACUGUUGAAACUGAAGUUCCGACAGAAAAUCAGACUGAAAAUGCACAGGACAGUGCUCCCUCCAAACCUACGAUUGGUAUCAUUUACCCUCCUCCAGAAUUAAGAAAUAUUGUUGACAAGACUGCCAGCUUUGUUGCUAGAAAUGGACCUGAAUUUGAAGCUCGUAUUCGGCAAAAUGAAAUUAACAACAAGAAAUUCAAUUUCCUCAAUCCUGGUGAUCCCUAUAAUGCUUACUAUCAACAUAAGGUUAAAGAGUUCAGAGAGGGAAAAGGAGUAGCUCCAGAUGUGAAUGUUACCCAUACACCUCCACUUAAAUCAAUUGCUGCUGCCAAGGCAGAUGUUUUGAAGUUGACAGAAAUACAGAUUGUUCCCAAAGAGCCUCCACCAGAUUAUGAGUUCAUAAUAGAUCCUCCAUCAAUAUCUGCAUUUGAUCUUGACAUUGUUAAACUGACUGCUCAAUUUGUUGCUCGGAAUGGGCGUCAGUUCUUGACUAAUUUGAUGAAUAGGGAACAAAGGAAUUAUCAGUUUGAUUUUUUAAGACCACAGCACAGUUUGUUCAAUUAUUUUACGAAACUUCUGGAACAGUAUACAAAAAUAUUGAUCCCUCCCAAGGAUCUGAUGACCAAGCUCAAGAAGGAAUCAGAUUCACCUAAAGCUGUUUUAGAUCAAGUUCGAUACAGAGUCGAAUGGACUCGUCAACAAGAAGCAAUAAAAAGACGGGAAGAAGAGGAAGCUGAAAGGGAAAGAGUUCAAUAUGCCCAGAUUGAUUGGCAUGACUUUGUAGUAGUGGAAACUGUUGAUUAUCAGCCUAAUGAACAAGGUCUAUUCCCUCCACCCACCAAUCCUGAUGAAGUUGGUAGUCGAGUCUUGCACCAACAGCGAAUUGAAGAACAAGGGGUCGAAGAAGUAGAAAUGGAAGUAGAAUCAGAUGAAGAAGGCAGUGAUAAGGACACUGCUGAAAAAGCCGGUGGUGCUAAAGCAGAUGAAGAAAGUUCUUCUUCAUCAGAUGAAGAGGAAGAUAAAAGACGAGCAAGUCCUCCACCUUUGCCACCUAAGGAAGCUCCUCCAUUACCUCCUCCUCUUCCUCCUCAACCAGAUCAGGUGGUUAUCCGUAAAGAUUACAAUCCUAAAGUGGUUAAACCUCCACAACCUGUAAGUGAACAAUUCUUAAUUUCACCUAUUACUGGUGAAAGAAUUCCGGCUGAUAAAAUGCAAGAACAUAUGAGAAUAGGUUUGUUGGAUCCUCGUUGGGUUGAACAAAGAGAUAGAGCAGUACAAGAAAAGAUGACCCAAGAGGAAGUCUAUGCACAAGGUACUGCUAUUGAAAGUAGUUUAAAACAGUUUGCUGAAAGACGUACUGAUAUUUUUGGCUCUGGUGUUGAAGAAACUGCUAUUGGUAAAAAGAUCGGAGAAGAAGAAAAAAAGCGACCUGAAAAAGUUACUUGGGAUGGUCAUACUGCGAGCAUGGAAGCUGCUACGAGAGCUGCCAGAGCUAAUAUUACAAUUGAAGAGCAGAUUCAACAGAUUCAUAAGAUAAAAGGAUUACUUCCUGAUGAAGAGAAAGAAAGAAUUGGACCAUCUAAGCCACAAGACUCAACAACUACUUCUACAGCAGCACCAGUAAGCUCUGCUCCACCUGUUAAAUUGGUGACUGUUUCUUCUGCUACUACAACUGCUGCAACUACUGCAACUACACAAGUAACUACAUCACCUCCAGCAACAACAUCAACUGCAACCACAACUUCAACUGCUGCAAAAUCUCAGCAACCUCCAUUGCCUACAACUGCGACUCCUACAGUUACUGUAAUGCAGCAGCGACCACCAUUACCUCCAAUUCCUCCUAUCCCCAUGCCUCCAGUUUCUGCUAUACUUCCACCACGUCCUAUAUUGCCACCUCCACAGGGUUUGAUCAUAACACCUAUUCCUCCCCCUGGACCACCACCACCUCAUAUUCUUGCUAUGCCAAGGCCCCCAAUGCCACCUGUUAUUGGACCACCUGGCACUUCCUUUGUUCCUCCAAUGCAUCCAAUAGCACCUCCUCCUCCACCUCAGCAAACUCAGACAUUGGUCCCUGGCAAGACAGCUGCCGCUGCUCCCUCAGAAGAUGAACCAGCUCCCAAAAAACAAAAGACUGAAGAUUCUCUUAUUUCAGAAGAAGAAUUCCUUAAAAAGAAUAAGGGUCCUGUAACAUUUAGAGUCCAGGUGCCAUCUGUUGCUGAAAAACCAGAGUGGAAACUCAAUGGCCAAGUUCUGGCUUUCACGUUACCUCUGACUGAUCAGGUAUCAGUUAUUAAAGCAAAGAUUCAUGAAUCAAUUGGAAUGCCACCCGGAAAACAGAAAUUGCAACUUGAUGGAAUGUUUAUCAAAGAUUCCAACUCCCUGGCAUAUUACAACUUGUCAACUAACUCCAUUGUUGCUUUGCAAGUCAAGGAAAGAGGUGGCCGCAAGAAGUAAAAUGUUUCUUGAAGCACUCUUUAUUAUGGAUGUAUUCUUUACUCUGAACUGUUAAAACUCUUUCAAAAACGUUUUUCAUUGUUUUGAAAAAUUUUAUAUUUUAGGCUGUUUUCAGUUAUAUGUAACAAUUCUAUGAGUAAUAAAAUUUAAUUAUCUUCA